This is a messenger RNA of Bolinopsis microptera, 3064 nucleotides long. RefSeq names its product serine/threonine-protein kinase DCLK3-like. The record is from RefSeq and is a predicted model, not a curated record. Lineage: Eukaryota; Metazoa; Ctenophora; Tentaculata; Lobata; Bolinopsidae. Gene Ontology annotation, biological process: protein phosphorylation. Bases 214 to 2472 code for a protein of 752 amino acids. The transcript is spliced from 13 exons. Gene Ontology annotation, molecular function: protein kinase activity; ATP binding.
GUUAGCUGGAGUUUAGUUAUUACGUUUCGUAUCUGUUUUGUUGUGCUUGUUACUAUAGAGCAAUACUAAUACAACAUUACCGGUAACUUGUUAUUAAACUGUUGUGUGAUUAGUGUUGUACAUAGUUGAGUGUUUCAUAGUUAAGUGUUGUUCAUAGUUGAGUAGCUGUUCUGAAAAAGUUGUUAACUUUGCAGACAGUUUAGUUUUGGUGGCAUGUUGUUGACCUUGAUGUAUGGCAAACUGGAACUCUGGCUAGAAAGCAAACGACAAAAAAGCAGGCACGCUAAGGGGGCUUAUCAGCGGAUUCCGCCACCUUCACUCCGACUUCCUGCUAUGUCAAAGAGUUCAACUACUCGACUACCUCCGAUAUCUGGUGGUGGUUGGGACAAUAGCUCGGACGGCAGGAGCAGCGGGUCAGAUAUUAUGCAACGCCGGGUUGGUUACGAGCGUCAGAUGAAACGAGAAUACAACGCCAGACACUCAAACCGAAUGAAUAAGCUGACUGACGAGUCAGCGAUGGAGGUAUCUGACAUACUUUACUCCCACGACCGACAGAGAAGGGCCGAUCAUCAGAUUCGUUUGGAACGUAGACAGAAACUUGCUUUAAAGCACCUCCAGGACCAGGAGCAAAGAUUGCACCAAGCUUAUAAACCAGCUGAGAAAUUGCGGUCAGAAAAGCGAUUUCCAAAGAAAUUGCACGACAAAGUAAGGGUUGGGAGACCACAGGGCUCAGAAUACCAUCAGAAUGUGGUGAACCUGUUUACUACUCCUCGUAGUAAACUGCCCAAUUCCCUCAAUCAACACUCUGUUCUGCCAAGUGUCAGAAAGGACAAGAAACAAGAGAAACCAAGCAUGAUCCCAACUUAUUCUAAGACCAAAUCACGGCAAGACCAGCAACCAAAACGAAAACGAGAAGAAUCUUCGAAAGUUUCCCAAAUACCAGUGAGAGCACCAAUUCCUUCUAUAAAUAAGCCUAAAGCUAAACUACAACCUGAAAUCAUCCGAGAGGUUGACGGUGGUUCAAACACUCCGCGGUCACACUUGUCAGUGGCCUCCUCCCUUCACCCCGCUUCAUCUGUACACACAGCGACUCCAGAUCUCAUAGAAUCUGUUUACAUAAGAGAAUCAGCUCCUCCUUUAGCACCUCCCGUUGAAGUCAUCAAGGGACCUUUUUCAACUCCAGCAAAGCGACCUUCAACUCCGAUCGCCAAGCCAACGACUACAAGUUCGAGUAAAGUUUCGGUUACUUCUGGAAUUGAAAGUUUGACGGAAGAAGCCGAGGAUAAACCAGAAGAUGAUACUAUGCAGAGGGUCCAUACCCCUCAAGCAAAUGAAGAUUUGGGAUAUGACAGUCCUAAGCCUACUUCAAAACACCCGAAACUGUCUUCGUACGAGGCUGACGACGAUAUCAGACCAGCCAAGUUAACUCAGAGAGAUAGUGGGUUGGCAGAUAGUAUCGAGCCGGACUCAACUGAGAGCCGACGACAAAGUGUCACUCCUGACAUUAGAGCAACAUCUCCGGAACCCGUCGCCGAACAAGAAAGGGAACCAAGUGUAGUAAACAAACUCGACCCUGUCACUGAGGAAACAGAAAUUGAAUCUCCUCUUGCAGUCGAGGAGUUCAAAUUCAAGCCAAUGCUGGAAAUAUUCAAACCAAAGUCGGAAAACCUUUUCAACAAUACCUUCUUUUUGGGUCAAACUCUUGGGGACGGAAACUUUGCUAUCGUGAAAACAGCUAUCAAUAAAGCGACAAAGAAUGGAGUCGCAAUAAAGAUAAUCGACAAAGAAAAAUUGAAAGGAAAAGAGGGAAUGAUGAUAAAUGAGAUAAGGAUCAUGAGAAAGUUAGAUCAUGAUCAUUGUGUCAAACUAUACGAUAUAUACGAGAGUGAGCCUCACAUUUAUCUGGUUACCGAGCUUGUGAAGGAUGGUGACCUCUUCGACUGCAUCGUAAAAAAUCGAUGUUUCGCGGAGCAUGUAGUGAGAGGGAUGAUGUUGGACAUGGUAUCUGCCCUGGAAUACAUGCACUCUCGGAGUAUAGUUCAUCGGGACAUAAAACCAGAGAAUAUAUUAGUUAAUCGUAUUUCGGAGAGGUUUCGAUUAAAAUUGGGAGAUUUUGGAUUGUCAAUGGUGGUCAAGGAGCCGAUAUUCACAAUUUGUGGUACACCUACAUAUAUUGCACCAGAGAUCCUUGUCGAAUGCGGAUAUGGGUUAGAGAUUGAUAUGUGGGCAGUCGGAGUGAUAAACUACAUCCUGUUAUGCGGCUUCCCUCCCUUCAGAAGUAAAAAUAAGGACCAAGAGGAACUCUUCUCACUGAUCAUGGCUGGCGAAUUCAGAUUUAUCAGCCCAUACUGGGAUAAGAUAAGCCAUGGAGCCAAGGAUUUGAUAUCCAAGUUGUUGCAAGUCGUGCCCGAUGAUCGAAUAUCUGCAAAACAAGUGCUGAAUCACAGAUGGCUAAAACUGUCUGAAGAAUAAGAUGCCACCGAUCUGAAUGUGUGAUUUGUAUCACGACUCCUGACACACGGAUUACUCCUGACACACGGAUAGGAUAACUCCUGACACACGGAUUACUCCUGACACACGGAUUACUCCUGACACACGGAUUACUCCUGACACACGGAUUACUCCUGACACACGGAUUACUCCUGAUUACCACCGCGUUCAGCGCCUGUGAAGUGUGAAGACACUUUUGGUGCUCUGAAAGAAUUGAGAAUGUUCCAUCAUGGUGGUGUGUUUGAAAGAAAAUGCUGUUCUAAAGAAGUAAUCAGAUAUGGGCGAGGAUUACAUUUAAUUAAUUAAUUACUUAAUUACUUUUAACAUGUGAUGUGUAUAACUGAACCAUUAGUGCAUGAACUAUGACGGCAAAUCAAUCAGUAGAAUUUGCGAAAUUAAUUGUAAUUUUGUAAAAGUAAUGUUUUAUCUAGGUGUAACAGUAGUUUAUCAGCUAGUUGUACAUAAUAUUUGACAGUAAAUGUAAGUUAUAUAUAAUACUAUAUUAUGUAAUAUGGAUAUUAGUUUUAAGCCUUAUAUUUUAAAUACUUUACAAGUAAUCAUGAUGAUUAUUGAG